Chiroxiphia lanceolata (lance-tailed manakin) is the source of this 973-nucleotide messenger RNA. RefSeq names its product feather beta keratin-like. NCBI's taxonomy places the organism in Eukaryota, Metazoa, Chordata, Aves, Passeriformes, Pipridae. The coding region runs from base 285 to 803 and encodes 172 amino acids. The transcript has 2 exons. Gene Ontology annotation, cellular component: intermediate filament. The record is from RefSeq and is a predicted model, not a curated record. Gene Ontology annotation, molecular function: structural constituent of cytoskeleton.
CCCUGCACAGAGAAAACCAUCUCCAGCACUGGACUGUUACCAAGUACACAGCUCCAGGCAGCCCUACAGACUUUGCCCUCAGCCUGACCUUAUUUCAGCAAAAGAGGGUGGACAUGAAUGUCCUCAUUUUUCCCCGGUCCCACAUUCCAUUUCUCCAGAGACCCCUCUGGCACAUCUUCCUGUACUGAUGUGUCCCUGCCCAGGCCUUGGGCCUUUCAUCUCAAUACUUGAAAGCAUCUUCAGAGGCCUAAUGGUCAUGGCAGAAAUGAGGAAAUGAAACAGCAAUGCUGAUGGAAACAAAAGCACAGCCUGGGCCAUUACGUAGGAUGUUUUGCUUUGGAGAUGAGUCUGUUUUAAAAUUACUGCCCUGUGCAGUGACUGUGGGCCUGGGGCAGUGCAGGAGCAGUAUAAAAGUGGGUCCUUCUCCUCACUCUCUCAUCCACUCCUCUUGCCUCCAUCUCCUUGGGAACAAGGUGGGUGCAGCUCCAGCCCCAGACAUGUCCUGCUACACCCCGUGCCUGCCCUGCCAGCCCUGCGGCCCGACCCCGCUGGCCAACAGCUGCAAUGAGCCCUGUGUCAGGCAGUGCCAGGACUCCAAUGUCUUCAUCCAGCCCUCCCCCGUGGUGGUGACCCUGCCUGGGCCCAUCCUCAGCUCCUUCCCACAGAACACCGCCGUGGGAUCCUCCACCUCCGCUGCCGUCGGCAGCAUCCUCAGCUCUCAGGGAGUGCCCAUCAACUCCGGGGGCUUUGGCCUCUCUGGCCUUGGUGGUGGCUACUGUGGCAGGAGGUGCUUCCCCUGCUAAAGCUGCUGCCCAUGGCCCUGGGGAAGGCCCUCGAGGACUCACAAGAUGGUAUUUCACUGGUGGUGGAGCAUCAUCUUGCUGCUUCCAGAGGGGCUGAGCGAGCCCAGCAGCCCUUGCAGAAGGACAAGGCUCUGGGCAAGCACGGCCCAGCCCUGCCUCUGCCCUCUGCC